Molecule: messenger RNA, 471 nt
Organism: Lichtheimia ornata
Lineage: Eukaryota; Fungi; Mucoromycota; Mucoromycetes; Mucorales; Lichtheimiaceae
Exons: 3
Coding region: 1-471 (156 amino acids)
Biological process (GO): mitochondrial electron transport, cytochrome c to oxygen
Source: RefSeq, a predicted model, not a curated record
AUGUUCCGUGCUAUUGCUACUCGUGCUCCCACUUGCGCUCGUGCUAUCGGUCGUCGCAACGCUUCCACCAACGUUGCUGUCCAAAACCUCGAAUCUCGUUGGACCACUCUUUCUACUGCCGAGCAAAACUCCAUUGCUAAGCAACUUGAGGAAGCCCAAAAGGGUGACUGGAAGGUCUUGUCUCUUGACGAAAAGAAGGCUGCCUACUAUGUCGCUUUCGGUCCCCAUGGUCCCCGUACUCCCGUCAACGGUCCUGGUCACAACGGUAAGGUCUUCGCUGGUGUUGCCGGUGUUUUGGCUGCCUCUGCCGCUCUCUUCUAUGUCAUCCGUGCCAACGGUGGUGAGAAGCCCCACACCAUGACUCCUGAAUGGCAAGAACAGACCAACGAGUACUUGAAGAGCCAAAAGAGCAACCCCAUCACUGGUAUCUCCUCCGAGGGUUACAAGGGCAAGGGCUACCUCGAUUGCUAA